AGAGAGAGAGGGAAUAGAAAGAGAGAGACAGAGAGAGAGAGAGAGAGAGAAAAGAGUGGCCCAGUAGAUCGAAAUCUCCUGCUUUUUUUCCUUCAACCUGAUGACGAUCUAAGCUUCUUUAAUGGUGUUAACAAAACACCCACUUUGUUGUUCUAGCUGUAUUUAUUACUGUGUAUUUUUUGUUGUUGUUGUAAAGCUUUAAUCUUUGUUGAUACUCUGGGAAGUUUGGAAGCUGUGAAUUAUCUAUGAUGGGGAAGUAUAGCAGCUAAAUCCAUAGGAGAAUCUUGAAGGAGAGGUGAUUAGAGGAUGUGGGUCUGAGGAAUGGGAACAAAAGUGCAGUCUAAAAGCUAUUUGCCAGGAUAUUACUCAAUGAGGGAUCUCAACGAGGAUUCUAACAGUUGUAGCUGGCCACUUUAUUAUGGGGAUAAAACCUUGACUAAUGGUCAGUAUUACAAUGGCUUUUUCCCAAGGGCCAUUGCGGAUGCAUAUCCUGGUUAUGAUAAGGAUGCAUUGAAGCGAACGAUGCUUGAGCAUGAGGCUAUAUUUAAGAAUCAGGUGUCUGAGCUCCAUCGCUUGUACAGAAUACAAAGGGACUUGAUGGAUGAAAUUAAAAAGAAAGAAUUACAAAAAAGUCGGAUUCCUAUUGAACCGUCAUUAUCAUCAAGCCCCUUAGCCUCCCAAAUUACAACUGAAGAUCCUCACAAAUGGCAUAUCCCCAGCUUCCCUGUGGCAAACUCUGUUUGUGCUAGACCAUCUAUAUCUGGUGUUGCAGAUAGUCAUUCUCCUCUGAGUUCGGUGAAAGGAAGCAGCAUCCAGGCUGGUCCUUUUCAGCCUCAAAAUGGAGGUAAUUCAAAGGAUGUUGAGGUGCUGGAGUGCAGACCCACGAAAGUGAGAAGGAAAAUGUUUGAUCUUCAACUUCCGGCAGAUGAAUACAUUGAUACUGAAGAAGCAGAACAGUUCAGGGAUGACACAGCAUCUGGCAUGUCAAGUUAUCUUCCGAAUGGAAAUGGGAAAAUUGGACCUGAGAGUGGUGGAAAGCUACUUCAUGGUGAUGUUGGGAAGACUGGUCAACAAGGAGAUGCUUCAAGAUCUGAUCAAUGUUUGAGGGGCACAAAUAGUUUGGCCGACUUGAAUGAGCCUGUUCAGAUUGAAGAAACAAAUGGUUCUGCAUAUCCUGAACUUCUAGGCCAUGACCCCUAUCAUGGAGGCCGUGAACUGCCUGCAAAACCAAAGCAAGAGCUUCUUGGUUUGCCUAAAGGCAUUUCUGUGAAUUUUCAUCACCAAAGUGAUAACAGGUCCAUAAAUACAAUACAUUUUGAGAACAAUGGAAAUGCUAGAGGAUUCUUUUCCCAUGUGUUUGAAGCAGGGCACACAAAAAGCAACUCUAUGUCUGUUUCUCAAGGUUUUCAGCCGGAGAAGUUGCCUGUAUCUUCCCAGCAGGCACAGGUUCUUUUUGACAAAGCUCAUGAUCCUCCAACCUUUUUGCUAACCGAUCAAAGCAAGGCAGAUCUCUCAAGAGACAGAAUGCUCCAUUGUUUAGAAGUUCCUGAAAGAAAUCGUGAAAUCUCCAAUAACAGUCAUCCAGAGUCAAUCAUGACUUCUAAUGUACCUAGUUUGAAUCCAUUUGCUUCUUCUGAUAUGGUAAAGCCAUGGUCUCAUUCAGUUUCUUCUUGGGAAAAGCCUUCCAGUAGCUUAAGCCAGAAGUCAAUAUCAGUUCAGACUCCCCCAUAUUUGAAUUCAUCUGGUCCUUUUAGUAAGAGUUCUGUGAUAUCACCCCAGAGCAAUGGGAUUUUUGGUGAGAAGUGGCAGGUGAGUAGCAAUUCUAGACUUAACCCAGGUUUUGGAAGUGAAUUGCCUAAUCGAAAUGGUUUUUAUUAUGGAUCCUCAUCUGCGUCCAAGGAAACUGGAAUUCGCUUCCCUUCAAUCAGUUAUGAAUAUCUGAACUGUAGUAAUGAUAGUAAGGGGGCCUCUGAGCAAUUCCCUACUCAUGGUUCGACUAAGCCAUACAACUGCUCAAAUAGUGUUGAUAUGAAGUCUACAAAUGAUGUGAAUUUGAAUGUGGUGCUUUCAAACAGUUCAUCUAAUGAGCCAGUCUCGCAACGGGGUCCUCAAAUAGACGGAGGAAGAAAGCAUGAGGACCGUCUUCCAGGGUUGCCAUGGCUACGAGCCAAGCCUGCUUGUAAGAAUGAGGCCACAAGUGCAGGAAGGGAUUUGAAUGUUGGAGAGUUGAGCUUCUCCCAGUCCUCUCCAAAGCAUUCAACUAAUAAAAAUGAGACUGGAAAUUGUUUCAGUCAAAUUUUUACACAGAAUAUGAAGUCAGUUUCAUUCUCCAAUAAUGUCGAGGCCAGCAGAAGUGAAAUAAGUGAAUGCCUGCAUAAUAAAAAGAUUCUAGGGAUUCCCAUUUUUGAUAAGCCUUAUGUUUCUAAGAAUGAGUCAUCUUACACCUCCCCCUAUGUGUCUGUUCCUCAACCAUCUGAAGGUGAAGCAGAAAAUAAGGGGAGAAAUAGGUUACUUGAUAUUAACUUACCGUGUGAUGUGAAUGUUCCUGAUGUGAGCCAAGACGUUGUUGCAGAGGAUUCAGCCACAGAGAAGGAACCAGAUACAAAAUUAUCAAGUUUCAGACAUCAAAUUGACUUGAACUCCUGUGUUACUGAGGAUGAAGCUUCUUUUGUAGCCUCUGUUCCAAUUACCUGUGUGAAGAUGACUGGAGGGAUAGAUUUGGAAGCUCCACUAGUUCCUGAGCCUGAAGAUGUCAUUCAUGGAGAAGAAUUACUGGAAAAGGCACGCGAAUUACCCUUGCAAUCAGCACAAAGCAAAGAUGACUUCCUGCAGGAUGAACUUAUCAAGAGUGCAGCUGAGGCAAUAGUUGCCAUCUCAUCAUCUGGUGAGUACAGUCAUUUUGAUGAUGUCAAUCGCUAUUCAUCUGAAACUUCUAUGACAGACCCCCUUAAUUGGUUUGUCGAGACGAUUUCCUCUUUUGGUGAGGAUCUUGAGAGCAAGUUUGAGGCUCUUUUGAGAGGUAAAGAUGGGGAUCGAGAUGAAUCUUCCUCAGAAGAGAUUGAUUACUUUGAAUCAAUGAUUCUGAAUUUAGAAGAAACCAAGGAAGAGGAUUAUAUGCCCAAGCCUCUAGUUCCUGAAAACUUUAAAGUGGAAGAAACAGGAACUACCUCUUUGCUAACACCUAGAACUCGAAAGGGCCAGGGAAGGCGGGGAAGGCAGCGGAGGGACUUCCAAAGGGACAUCCUUCCAGGCCUUGCUUCCCUAUCAAGGCAUGAGGUAACAGAAGAUCUUCAGACAUUUGGAGGGCUUAUGAGAGCAACAGGUCAUUCAUGGCAUUCAGGAUUGACAAGAAGAAACUCUACUAGAAAUGGGUGUGGCAGGGGGAGGCGACGGUCAGUAACUAGCCCCUCUCCUGCUUUGGCAGCUGCCACAACUUGCGCGCCAUUGAUGCAGCAGCUAAAUAAUAUUGAAGUGGGGCUGGAGGAUAGAAGCCUUACCGGAUGGGGAAAGACAACUAGACGGCCUCGCAGGCAAAGAUGUCCCGCAGGUAAUCCUCCAUCUCUUGCAUUAACCUAAUUACAAGAACAGGCUUUAAUGUAUUAAUUGAGGAUACUAUAGAGGGAACUAGGACAUUGUUGCUUCAUCGGCUUUGAGAAGUGAGGUUAUCAUGAUCCUUGGGGAUUGCCUUUGUACAUUUCUUAGCCUGAAAUUUGGCUACACUUGGUUGGCUGUCUUUGGGUGGUUACGAACAACUUGUAUUAUUCAUAAAUAAUGUUGCAUGAUUUCUUCCAAGAUAUAUGACAGCAUUCCUUCAGUUUGUGAAAA
Molecule: messenger RNA, 3825 nt
Organism: Theobroma cacao (cacao)
Lineage: Eukaryota; Viridiplantae; Streptophyta; Magnoliopsida; Malvales; Malvaceae
Source: RefSeq, a predicted model, not a curated record